UUCAGUGAGAUCACAUGACUGCGGCGACCAAUCAGAGGCGGAGAGGAGCUGACUGGUCAGUGUGAGAGUUCUAUGUGUAUAUAUAGUGUGAGUUCUGGUCACACGCGGCUCCUCUUGGUGACGUCACACGCGGCUCCUCUUGGUGACGUCACACGCGGCUCCUCUUGGUGACGUCACACGCGGCUCCUCUUGGUGACGUCACACGCGGCUCCUCUUGGUGACGUCACACGCGGCUCCUCUUGGUGACGUCACACGCGGCUCCUCUUGGUGACGUCACUUCCUGAGACAUGGCUGUCCUCUGCACGGAACGAUACGGCACUGGAGACAUCCAGAAAUAUCUGGGGGAUAAAGAUGGCCGCCUCUCAUGUCAGAAGGAGGCGGCUCGGAAUACGUACGGCUCCCUGCGGGACUGCCUGGUGUCUCUGUUCCUCCCUCAUGGCUUCCCAGACAGUGUGAGUGACGACUACUUGGCCUAUCAGCUGUGGGACACCAUCCAGGCCUUUGCCAGCAGUGUGACGGGUUCGUUGGCGACUCAUUCUCUUCUCCGUGGAUCGGGGGUGGGUGACGGUUCAGCCACAGUGGCAGCGGCCACAGUCACGUGGAUCCUGAAAGACGGCACUGGGAUGGUCGGCCGGAUUCUCUUCGCCUGGAUGAAGGGGAGUCAGCUGGACUGUGACGCCAAGAGAUGGAGGCUGUUUGCCGAUGUGUUGAAUGAUAUGGCAAUCUUCAUGGAGAUUGUGGCUCCUGUCUUCCCAUCAUGCUUCACUCUGACAGUGUGCACCGCUGGACUCUUCAAGUGCAUUGUGGGGGUUGCUGGCGGGGCCACACGUGCCGCUCUUACAGUUCACCAAGCCAGAAGAGACAACAUGGCGGAUGUCUGUGCCAAAGACGGGAGUCAGGAGACGCUGGUCAAUCUCGCCGGGUUACUCAUCAGCCUUCUGGUUGUCCCUUUGGUGUCAGAAAAUCUGUGGGUAACCUACCUUCUCUUUCUUUUCCUCACCUCCCUCCACCUCUAUGCAAAUUACAGAGCUGUCCGCUCGGUUGUCAUGGACACUCUUAACAAAUCACGGCUCAGUAUCAUCCUGGAACAUUUUUUGCAGCAGGGACGGAUUCUUAGACCAGCUGAAGCGAAUUGCAUGGAGCCGCUACUUCCUGGUCUGGGCUCGCAGGUACCCCUCAGUCUGGGAGUGCCCCUCAGUACGUUGGUCUCCAGCGUCUCCCAGCUGGAGCAGCUGAAGAAAGGAAACCGUUCCCGCUACCUGCUGGGCUGGAGAGCCGAUACCGGCCGGCUGGCGGUGGUAUUACAUGAAGAGGCGGGCACUGUGGACAUCAUUAGAUCUGUGGUCCAUGCAGAGAUCCUGCACAGGAAGGCUGGGAGCUCAGAUCCCCAACGUUACCUGGUCCUGGAGGAGACACACAUCCAGAUGGAUCACCUCUUCCUGGACUUCGGCCAAGGACUCUCUGCCUCAGGCUGGGUGACGGAUCGCCAUCUGUUGGAUCCAGAUGACUGGAGAGCAAACUGGGAUUCCAAUAAAGAACUCUGAGAAGACAGUGGACCAGGACUGUGCGCUGUGAUUGGCUCAUUGACCACCCACCUACCGGAACAAUUCUCAGAUAUCAGUGCUGUCACACUUUGAAUGACAAUUACGCGGUCAUAUAACUCUCUGUACACGUGAUAUCUUAACCCUUUUUUUGUUUCACACAAUCAGAGCUCUCUUGGGUGGGGUUUGAUUACCGGUGGGGGGUUAUAUAUUUCUAAACAAAAAAAAAAAAAAUGUAGGGAAAGAAUAAAAAAAUUUUUGUUUC
Molecule: messenger RNA, 1806 nt
Organism: Rana temporaria (common frog)
Lineage: Eukaryota; Metazoa; Chordata; Amphibia; Anura; Ranidae
Gene: RUSF1
Product: RUS family member 1
Exons: 15
Coding region: 288-1544 (418 amino acids)
Source: RefSeq, a predicted model, not a curated record